AUGUUCGCUCGCACUGCACUUCGUCAGCAGCCCGCGCUGUUCCGCAUGGGCGGUGUCCGCGCGCAGUCGACGCUGCCCAUCCCGCCCAAGAUCGCCACGCCCAAGUCGGCACAGGGCCCCGGCGGCUCCUCGGCACGCAUGGAGAGCGUCGUGGGCUUCUACAAGAGCUUGCCCAAGGGUGACGCUCCCCAGAAGCGCGGCGGUGGAAUCAAGGCCCGCUACUUCGACGGCAAGAACGCCUCGGGCAAGCCGAUCGUCGCUACCCUGUUCACGCUGUUCUUGAUCGGCUACUCGAUCGACUACGCUACCCACCUGCGUCACCACAAGAACAACCACCACUAA
This is a messenger RNA of Sporisorium graminicola, 342 nucleotides long. RefSeq lists its product as uncharacterized. Gene Ontology annotation, biological process: proton motive force-driven ATP synthesis. NCBI's taxonomy places the organism in Eukaryota, Fungi, Basidiomycota, Ustilaginomycetes, Ustilaginales, Ustilaginaceae. The record is from RefSeq and is a predicted model, not a curated record. The transcript has 2 exons. Bases 1 to 342 code for a protein of 113 amino acids.